Molecule: messenger RNA, 3585 nt
Organism: Platichthys flesus (European flounder)
Lineage: Eukaryota; Metazoa; Chordata; Actinopteri; Pleuronectiformes; Pleuronectidae
Gene: hs6st3b
Product: heparan sulfate 6-O-sulfotransferase 3b
Exons: 2
Coding region: 447-1760 (437 amino acids)
Cellular component (GO): membrane
Molecular function (GO): heparan sulfate 6-sulfotransferase activity
Source: RefSeq, a predicted model, not a curated record
CGGAUCCCGCCCGUCACUGCGAGACGAGCCGUGCGAUGUCUCAGCAGGAAUGAGUCGGAGUCCUGCUGCCGCUGCGAUUUAAAACAAAACUAUUCGUGAGAAAAACUCCUCUUUAUUGCAUCAAUUUCAACUUGACACCGGAGCAUGGGAGUCGUCUGCACGGACGCGCGUCGACACCGGCUGCAGAAGUUGGACAGACAAACAUUGUCAAUGCCAUGAAUGUGGACUUUGGACAAGCUUUACAGCGCAGUGCAGAAGAACAGAGCAAAUAGGCGGACCCGUUGCUUUUAUGCGCAGAUUAUGUGUCUCUGGAUAUUCCAUGAACAUGAUGCACUUACAUAAAAUGCACCUUUAAUGUGCCUUGAGGCAUGGAGGGGUAUUGAUCCAGAGGAGAAAUGCACGCUUCUGAUUCACAGUAAUGGAAUGAAGACACUCUCCUCGAUACAAUGGAUGAUAGAUCCAGUAAGCUCAUGUUGGUUCCUAUCCUGGCGGUGCUGUUUGUUAUGAUUGGUUACCAGUACAUAUGUCCCGCAGGCAGCAAUUCGUGCCACUUCAAGCCCGGGGAGAAGCUGAAGGGGGUGAGCCUUCUCUCCAGCCCGGACCAGGACACGGAUGAUUUCUACAGGGACCAGGACCUGGAGGACGACAGCCCCGCCAAGCUGCCCUCCAAAUUCAACUUCUCCGAGCGGGACCUGGACAGACACGUGGAGUUCAACAUCAAAGGGGACGACGUGAUCGCGUUCCUGCACAUCCAGAAGACCGGGGGCACCACUUUCGGGAGGCACCUGGUGAGGAAUAUUCGCCUGGAGCAGCCGUGCGACUGCCAGCCGGGCCAGAAGAAGUGCACAUGUCACCGGCCGGGCAGAGACGAGUCCUGGCUCUUCUCCCGCUUCUCCACGGGCUGGAGCUGCGGGCUGCACGCAGACUGGACCGAGCUGACGAACUGUGUGCCCGUCAUUAUGGACAAGAAGGAGGCCCAGAGGAACAAGAGGAACUUCUACUACAUCACCAUGCUGCGCGACCCAGUCUCCCGCUACCUGAGCGAGUGGAAGCAUGUUCAGCGUGGCGCCACAUGGAAGACCGCCCUCCAUAUGUGUGAUGGACGCUCCCCCACCCAGGAUGAGCUGCCCACCUGCUACAGCGGCGAUGACUGGUCCGGUGUCACCCUGACGGACUUCAUGAACUGCCCGUCCAACCUGGCCAAUAACCGGCAGGUCCGCAUGCUGGCUGACCUGAGCCUGGUGGGCUGCUACAACCUGUCCUCGAUGAACGAGAGCCAGCGGAACCACAUCCUGUUGAGCAGUGCCAUGAGCAACCUGAAGAACAUGGCAUUCUACGGCCUGACGGAGUUUCAGCGCAAGACGCAGUACCUGUUUGAGCGGACGUUCAGCCUGCGUUUCAUCUCCGCGUUCACGCAGAUCAACAGCACGCGAGCCGCCAACGUGGACCUGAGCGAGCCCGUGCGCGGACACAUCGAGGAGCUCAACUUCUUGGACGUGCAGUUGUACGAGUACGCAAAGGACUUGUUCCUGCAGCGAUUCCAAUUCACCCGCCAGAGGGAGCACCAGGAGGUGCGCUUGAAGCGGCGCGAGGAGAGGCGUUGGCUGAGGGAGCAAAGGGAGCAGGGCAGGCCGUGGCAACCCAAGUACAGAGGAGGCGGAGACAGGGGCGAGAGAGCGGGAGGAGGUUUUGAGGAAGGGACUGAUGGGGACAUUCCGACCACUACUGAGGACUACACAAGCCAAGUGGCCCGCUGGUGAAGCUUUGGUCCCACAAAGAGAGAGGGGCAAAAGAGAGAGAGCGGCCGAUGGAGAUUCCUCACAGACUACAUCAAACAUUUCCUUUGACGCUCUCUUGCACAUCCUAUGUCUCUCUCUUCCAGUCUCACCAUUAAUCUGUCUCCCGCAUCUAUCCGUCUCUCAGCUUCAGUGUGAUCCAAGCGCUCUGCUGUUUCUUUGCGAAAACUGCCAAGUCUGUGAGUCUCACAGCAGCUCUGCCUUGGACUGCCUUUUGGUGUCUUAAAUCUUUAAAUGCCGUUUAUAUAUUUUUUUUGUCAUUCAUUUUUGCCUUUGUUGUUUAUCAUUUGUUGGGGGAAAAAGACAGUAAACUGAGGUGAAGAGAAAAACAGAGCCUGGCAGAGACUGCAAUGCUUUCAAUUUUGACAUGAAGUGCAAAAUGAAAUAAUGUCACUGAAGUUAUUGUCUUUGUUGCAACUGGUAGAAAAAUUUUCCAUUUGAAAGUUGUAGUUGUAGAACUGAUGGUUGCAUGUCACAUGUUAUACUUCUAAUUGGGGAUAAUCAUUUCCAAAAGAUAUACAGUACUGUAAACCAAAGGGAAUAAACACAAAAUACAAAAUAAAUUUUCUUUUAAUUUAAUGCCGUUGAAACCCUCUCUGACGCUGGACUCACAAGUGUGCGUUGUGUUAACGCCCGACUGUGUGUCCGACAUUUUGGCAGGAAUCGCCAUAAUGACAACAAUCACACGUUUCAUGCUUGGGACACACAACUUAGCCGGUUUCUGUGCUAAUGUGCCAUGCUAGCUAUCAACACAAUGCUAAAGCGAAGUACGUGAAGAAAUAAUACCCACAAUCAGAUGAACACGCACCAGCUGCCUCCUCCGCACUGUGUGAUUUGAUUGGCUGCUGCUUGAAUAUGUGUUUAAACCCAAUUUGAAAAAUGUAUCACUGAGCAACGUGAUGCAACUGAACCAGAAUGCAGUUCGGCAACUUAUGACGUCACCGCGUUCAGUCAAUGAGCCGCAUUAUGGUUGACAACUCCCAACGCACGUGUGAGUCCAGCGUUAUGAUGCAUGCAGUACCCACUUUUUAAACCAAAUUUUACAAUACUGAUGCUAAUAUUUUUGCAGUGCAACAUAUACAGUAUUAUGUUCAAAGUGCAAUACUUGGCAGGAGAACACUUCUCCCAAAGACAUCAUGGUGUGCACAUAAAGCUUGUCACAAUGGGGACAUCCUGCUCAGAAAAACGUCUCUCCCAAUACCUUUGCAAGAAGUUUGUGUUUUUUUUUAUAUCAGAAUUUGAAACAAGUAUCGUGCAAUGAGACGAGCACACACGUUUUCUCAAGUGGGGGGUUGUAGAGGAGAAGUUAGGCAAUAGUACAGGUGAUGAAAUGUGUCAGCAUGGCUGGUGUGUGGCCCGACUGUAAAUGAGAUGAUCAGCAUUCAGUGCUCAUGGCCCUCCCCGUCACACUGUCUGCUUUUACAUGUUUGUAGAGCUGACUGCAGCCGCACCGUGGGCAGCCAGGGCGCUCUAAUGCCAGCAUGAGUGCCAGCCUACAAAGACCAGCCUCAAAGCAGACAGUGGAGAAAUUAAACACUCUGUCAUUUCUCCUGCCCAAUCAUUUUCCAAUCCCUCAAAUCCAAUCAGCGGAGCGACACAUGAGGAUGAGAGAGGUCCCUGCUUUCAUAUGGUUAAAUAAGCCUCAGUGAUGCGUUUGAUGCCUCUUAUCUCGGUCAAAAUCCCUGCUUAUCAAAUUAAACGUUCACUAGAUGUCAACACUGAAGUCAUUUACCUGCUGCUGUUCAUUUCAUGUUUCUUCAAAUACCUCAGAUUACAUGUUUUUCUUCAA